UUACACAAAAAGUUUACAGUUUCUUCUUUCAUAAUUGAGCAUCUUGUAUGGGGUCACCAACAAAUAAUUUGAUUGUGCAGAUGAGUUUGAGUUUACAAGUAAGAGAAUUAGUCUAUGCUGAGAUCUUCUCUAUGAAGUCUUACAAAACAACUUUUUAAAACUGAUGCUCGGUUGUCUGGUUGUCUGUGGUGACUAUUAGCCUAAUAUGACAGCUUGAAAUACUAAAACAGGAUAUUCCAAUGAUCAUUGCUUAUCAGUGUCCGAUUUGGACUUGACUUUGAAGAUUAUAACAAUCAUAAGAAGGCUCCCUGGAGUACUGGAGCAGAGCUUUCACCUUCUUUGAGAAAAAUGAAACUUUCAAAUGACCAGGUUUUAAAGUUUACUGUCCUCUUUGGAUCUAUGUUUAAUGAGGUUUCCGGUUUUCUGACUUCAUACUGUUGGUCUGGUUAAUUUGCAUGGUGGCAUUGCUUGGAUUGGCAAAGGCAUGUUAUCUUAUGGGUUUGCUUUAGACAUGUUAUUUUGUAAUUGGAGUCAUGCCAGUAUCAUGUUGAUACAGUUGAAUCCACUAAUGCUCAUAAUUUGAUCUGUUUCCAAGUAUAUCAUCAUGUUAUCUUAGUCUGCAACUUUUCUGGAACUUGAUGGUGAUCUUUAAUCGCAUGAACCAACACAUGAAAUCGGUUUGAGCUCCGUGUACCCCAGAGUAAUUGAUCUUGCCAGCUCUUCCGAGCUGGUGAAGCAGAUCGCGUGGAUCAGCAUCGAACCUGGCUUGGACGUCGAAGUGACAAUUGCAGAACCACAAGUUUAUCUUGAUCUGUUAAUCCAAGCAUCGCAUGUCAUUAUACAAUCUUCUAAAUGGCCUAUUUUACAUUCAGAUUUUUCUUGAUUUCUACGGACUUACCUCAUGCCUUGAUUCGCCAAGCAACUGUUUGUGACAAUACUCAAAAGAAGCUAGCACAAAAGAAAUCGUGUGAUUGGUUAUCCGAUGACAUUUACAAAUAGCAAUGCUCCUUUCUCAUGUCAUCCUCUUCCAAGACGCCGGACCAGUUGGCCCGCCAUGUUUCGUCGCCUUCUGCUCCUAAAAGGCAGCGAGAGUACCGAAGGGGCAAACCCGAUCGCCAAAUUUCCCGCUGCUUAAGCAUCGUUAGGACUGCAACGUGGCCUACGGCGACGCGCGUUCGUACUGGGAGUCGGCAUGUGCUGCGGGAUCCAUAUCCAUCGCUACUCUUCUCGCGGAUGAUCGCCCAUCAGAAAGACUAUUUGAUGCGAGGGGGGCCGGUCCCGAAGAAAUAUCCCGCUGUGCAAUCGAUGGCACGCGGUGGGGGUCAUAAUUUACCUCUCUGCUGGUCCACCACGAGAGAGCCGAGGAGGCCCACCACCUGUUCGACGAUUUGAUUGUUGAACACGCACGGCCCCGCGGUAAAAAACCAGGAAGUACAGAAACAGAUAAAGAUGAAAUGGAAGCAGAAAAGAGAAGGUGAGGGUUUCCCAUGAGGCAUGGAGGAUUGAGUGCUUGUACAAGCAAUGGCUUGAAAUGUGUGUAAGGGAGGCAAGUGGGGCCUGCACUGGCAGCUAGGUAUAAAGGUUCCAACCUGUCAUCCAUUAUUUACGACCAUGGCCAUUCAAUGGCGCGCUUUCCCCCCUUUCUCUACCACUUCUCUUCUUCUUCCUCCUUAUAACCAGGCAAUAGAAGAGUAGUGUCUGAGAAGGAACCCCACUUCCUUCCUUUCCACACACUCCUCUCUCGUGGCCUUCUUUAGGUAUAAUCUCUUCUGCUACAAUGUCCGUGUCGAGCUCCUGCUUGUUGCUCCUCGCGCUCGCGGCUUUGGCGGUCGCUUCGCCACUCGCUGUUGUGGCGUGGCGGCCAUGGCCGCACCACUUCGUUAGCAGAAGCGCCGUCAAUGCCACCGCCGCCAUGAACACUGGCGGUGGCAGCGGUGGGAGUGUAGACACCGGGGGCCUCGGGGUGUCGAAGAAGUACGAGGGGUCGUCGGAGUUCGUGAAGCUUCGGUACCACAUGGGCCCCGUGCUCACGGCCAACGUCACCAUCCAUCCCAUCUGGUACGGUGCUUGGGCGCCGGCUCAGAAGCACAUCCUCCGUGCCUUUCUCCGCUCCAUCUCCGCCGCGUCCGCCCCUCACCCUUCCGUCGCCGCCUGGUGGCGCACCGUCCGCCUCUACACCGACCAGACCGGCGCCAAUGUCUCCGCCACCGUGCUCCUCGGCGCGGAGCGGUCCGACCGCCACUACUCCCGCGGCCGCGCCCUCACCCGCCUCUCCAUCCAGUCCGUCAUCCGCGACGCCGUGACCGCCCCCCGCCGCCCCAUCCCUGUCAAUCCCCGCGGUGGCCUCUACCUCGUCCUCACCUCGUCCGACGUCGCCGUCCAGGACUUCUGCGUGCAGGCCUGUGGCUUCCACUACUUCACUUUCCCGGCCAUCGUCGGCUACACCCUCCCCUACGCCUGGGUGGGCAACUCCGCCACCCAGUGCCCUGGCAUCUGCGCCUACCCCUUCGCCGUGCCGCCCUUCGCUGUCGGCCUCCGCUCCGCGGAGCGCCCGCCCAACGGCGACGUCGGCGUCGACGGUAUGGUCAGCGUGGUGGCGCACGAGCUGGCGGAGAUGGCCUCCAACCCGCUCGUCAACGCGUGGUACGCCGGGGAGGACCCCUGCUUCCCCACCGAGAUCGCCGAUCUCUGCGAGGGCAUCUAUGGAACCGGCGGUGGCGGAGCCUACACCGGCCAGCUGCUGAUCGACUCUCAUACCGGCGCCGCCUUCAACAUGCACGGGGUGGGCGGCAGCAAGUUCCUGGUGCAGUGGAUUUGGCACCCCUACUUGAGCUACUGCAGCGGACCCAACGCACUCGAUCACCAGUAACCUUCCUACCACUGUUACCAGCAGGAAGUCGAAAGAAGAUGAAGCCUGCCUCAUGCGCUACCUAAAUAAGAAAGUGGAGGAAGACGACUGAGGAGAUGGUGUAGGAGUAGGGCUUUGUGUACAGAGAGGGAGGUGGACGAAGGAGGGAGACAGAAGCUGCUUGCUCAUGCUUUCGCUGCUAGUGUGUGUUGUGUUCAUAGUG
This is a messenger RNA of Musa acuminata AAA Group (dessert banana), 3071 nucleotides long. Its product is annotated as protein EXORDIUM-like 3. The coding region runs from base 1778 to 2869 and encodes 363 amino acids. NCBI's taxonomy places the organism in Eukaryota, Viridiplantae, Streptophyta, Magnoliopsida, Zingiberales, Musaceae. The transcript has 3 exons. The record is from RefSeq and is a predicted model, not a curated record.